Molecule: messenger RNA, 714 nt
Organism: Lachancea fermentati
Lineage: Eukaryota; Fungi; Ascomycota; Saccharomycetes; Saccharomycetales; Saccharomycetaceae
Source: the annotation of a GenBank genome assembly
AUGGCAAAUUCGAGGUUUGAGUAUGUCCGACAAUUUGAGACGCAUGAAAAGCUUCUCCCAGACACCUACAUACUUGUACGGAUAGAUGGUAAGAAAUUCCAUGACUUUUCAAAAUGCUACGAUUUUGAGAAGCCAAAUGAUGUUCGAGCACUAAAGCUUAUGAAUGCAUCUGCAAAAAAUGUCGUGCUACAAUACCGAAAUGAUAUUAUACUUGCAUUUGGUGAAAGUGAUGAAUACUCUUUCAUUAUAAAGAGACAGAGCGUUUUAUACAACAGACGCAAAGAUAAGCUAAGUACGUUAUUUGUGUCAUUGUUCACAGCCAACUAUGUGGCAUUGUGGGAUAAGUUUUUUCCUGAAAGAAAACUCGAUUACAAGCAUCUACCGUUUUUCGAUUCCCGCUGUGUUUGCUAUCCUAAUCUACAAACCAUCAAAGAUUAUUUAUGUUGGCGGUUUGUUGACACACACAUAAAUAAUCUAUACAAUACAGUUUUCUGGCAACUAAUCAUAAAGUGCCGGCUUACCCCACGCGAAGCAGAACAAAAAUUAUGUGGAACGUUGAGCAGCGAUAAGCAAGAGAUCUUAUUCUCUGAGUGUGGUAUCAACUACAACAAUGAGCCGGAAAUGUUCAAAAAGGGAUCCCUCAUAACCAGAAAAGGCGAUAUUCUUCACAUUGAUGUGGUCAAGGAAAUAGAUGAGCUUUUCGAUGGCUUCUAA